GCUACCUAUAACUUCCUCACUUAGCUUGUUAAUUAUUACAUGCGUCGCCUUUGAAUAUAGAUUUCUAUUAGCUUACAUGGAGUUUCCUUUGCUUCCCAUUUUUCUUUUAUUUUGUUUUCUUCUGAAGGGAAGUGAUACGUCUCAACUGCCUGCAGAGAUGUAUUGGCAAUCCAUGCUACCAAACACUCCGAUACCGAAAGCUCUAUACAAUCUUAUACAGCCUAGAACUCAAAGUAAUUUCUCAGAAGUAGAGAUUGAUGUUGGACGCCUCGGACAAGUACCCAGAAGGGCAGACUACGGAGUUGGAUAUGUGAAUAACGAUGCUCAUCAAAAGAGUAAUGUAGAAAAUUCUACUACUGUAUAUUUUUUAUAUAAUGAUCUCUUUCCUGGUAAGAAGAUGAUGCUUGUUUUCACCAAGUCGACAAACGGGUCCAAUUUCUUGCCGCGUAAAAUUGCAGAAACGAUACCCUUUUCAAGCAAUAAAUUUUCAGAAAUUUUGAACUACUUUUCAAUAGAACCUGCAUCAAAACAAUCUCAAAUUGUGAAACAAACAAUUGAAGAAUGCGAGGCACCAGGAGUUAAAAGAGAAGAGAAGUAUUGUGCUACAUCUUUAGAAUCGUUGGUUGAUUUUGUCGUUGCAAAAUUUGGUAAAGAAGUCCAAGCACUUUCUAAUGAGGCAGAACAAGAGGAUAAGGAACAAAAAUAUACCAUUUUAAAGGAGAUCAAAAUGAUGGGAGACGAUCAAAUAGUAUGUCAUAAGAAGAGAUACACUUAUGCUGUAUUCUAUUGCCAUAUAAUCAUGGCUACAAAGGCUUACUUGAUUCCAUUAGUGGGUGACAAUGGCUCCAAAGCUAAAGCAGUUGUCGUUUGCCACACAAAUACAUCAUCUUGGAACCCGGGGCACUUCGCUUUCCAGGUCCUAAAAGUUAAGCCUGGCGGACCUCCAAUUUGUCAUUUCCUUAACACUGAUACUAUUGUAUGGGUACCUAACUAAAUUUAGGAAACGCUAGCUUUAUACUCUAAAGUGAGCAAUUGUAGUUAUGUACUUGGCAAUAAUUCGAGAAAUGAUAAUAUAAUUAUCAGUAUUGUAUUGUAUGUUGGAAUUUGCUAUCAAAUGUCCACGUUCCGCAAUUUCUUGUAAAUCUACCCAACUCAACUUGACCAAGUAUUAAUUAGUUCCAAUCUAGUUGGGAAUUAACUUUUUUUUUU
This is a messenger RNA of Ricinus communis (castor bean), 1209 nucleotides long. Its product is annotated as BURP domain protein RD22. The record is from RefSeq and is a predicted model, not a curated record. Bases 77 to 994 code for a protein of 305 amino acids. Lineage: Eukaryota; Viridiplantae; Streptophyta; Magnoliopsida; Malpighiales; Euphorbiaceae. The transcript has 3 exons.